AAGCCGGUUUGGAAAGGCCCGGUUUGGAAAGGCCCGCCGCCUGGGCCGGGACCCUGCUGAGGAAAUGGGUCUGACCGGGCCGGGGUGGGGUGGUGUCUUCUGUCCUCACGCCUGUCCGUGUCCUGCCCGUUCCUCUCACUGGAGCAGCAGCAGGUCCCCCUCCCCUCACCCUGAGACCAAGACUCUGAUCUGCACUGGGCUUCCCACUGUCUGAGGACUUGGGGACCAGAGCAGGGUUCAGGGGUGAGCCCCCCACCCACCCGGGGCCCCCGGGGCCUGUAAGGAGAGCUCACUCCAAGUGGGCGGGCGGAACUAUGCAUUGAGGGUUUCUUGUGGUUGUGGUUGUUCAGAUGCUUUUUCCUUGAGGUUUGCUUAAUUAGAAGGAGUUGGGUUUGGUACACAGUGCAGGCUCUGUUAUUUCGCAUUUGUUUAUGUGACUUUGUAAGUUUUCCCACAGUUUCAAAUUUGUGCCUUCCGUGGCGGGGGUCCCCCUCUCCCCUUUCUCCAGGAGCCCUGUAAUCCAGCACCUGGUUUCAGGGACACCAGGCUGCGCCCUUAAAGGUGGGCAGCCCCAGGGGACGGGGCCAGCAGGGGAGAGGUCUGCUCACCCCAGCACCCCCAGGCCUCCCAGUGCUCAGGGCCCCCCGUCCCGGGCUGGCUCUCCAGGUUGUAAAGGGGACUAGUGACUGGCAGCGUCCAUCAUCCUGGCCCAAGGGAGCCCACCGUGGCCCCCAGAGGAGACGGGUACCAAGGUCAUGCAGGGCCAAGGCUUGGAGCUGGAAGGGCCACCUGGUCUGAAGGAGGGUACCAGGGUGCACCGUGGUUGGGGGCGGUCUCAGUGCUGGAAGGCCUUUCUGGGGCCUGGAGCAGACUGAGGGGAGGACCCUGCUCUGAGGUGGCUCACGGUCGGGGGAGGCCAGAAGUGGGGCCGAGGGGCCACUCACCCAACAGUCCCAACCCUGCACCACAGGCCCGGAAGGCUCCCAGAUGUGAGACACCCUCACAUGGUGUCAGGGGCCCACGCCCUCAGACCUUCUUGUCCCUCCAAGGGUGGGGUCACUACCCCCUCCCCAGGCCUGACUGGUGAGGGGCUGGGCCUCUGCUCCCACACUGCCCCUCCCCAACAGGCCAGCAAGGAUGGGGGAGGCCAAGGGGCCCGGGAGGAGCCAGAGGGGGCGGUCCCCAGACCGUAGACAGGCCCAGGGCUCCGUGAUGUCACCGCGGGUGCUAAGGAGGGGGAGGGGGUAGGGCUGUUUUUCUGGAGAGAGACUUAAGAGCCGAGUGGGACAAAGCCUGGGGCUGGGCGGGGGCCAUGGCGCUGCCAUCCCGAAUUCUGCUUUGGAAACUUGUGCUUCUGCAGAGCUCUGCUGUCCUUCUGCACUCAGGGUCCUCGGUACCCGCCGCUGCUGGCAGCUCCGUGGUGUCCGAGUCCGCGGUGAGCUGGGCGGCGGGCGCCCGGGCGGUGCUCCGCUGCCAGAGCCCGCGCAUGGUGUGGACCCAGGACCGGCUGCACGACCGCCAGCGCGUGCUCCACUGGGACCUGCGCGGCCCCGGGGGUGGCCCCGCGCGGCGCCUGCUGGACUUGUACUCGGCGGGCGAGCAGCGCGUGUACGAGGCGCGGGACCGCGGCCGCCUGGAGCUCUCGGCCUCGGCCUUCGACGACGGCAACUUCUCGCUGCUCAUCCGCGCGGUGGAGGAGACGGACGCGGGGCUGUACACCUGCAACCUGCACCACCACUACUGCCACCUCUACGAGAGCCUGGCCGUCCGCCUGGAGGUCACCGACGGCCCCCCGGCCACCCCCGCCUACUGGGACGGCGAGAAGGAGGUGCUGGCGGUGGCGCGCGGCGCACCCGCGCUCCUGACCUGCGUGAACCGCGGGCACGUGUGGACCGACCGGCACGUGGAGGAGGCUCAACAGGUGGUGCACUGGGACCGGCAGCCGCCCGGGGUCCCGCACGACCGCGCAGACCGCCUGCUCGACCUGUACGCGUCGGGCGAGCGCCGCGCCUACGGGCCCCUUUUUCUGCGCGACCGCGUGGCCGUGGGCGCGGACGCCUUUGAGCGCGGUGAUUUCUCGCUGCGUAUCGAGCCGCUGGAGGCCGCCGACGAGGGCACCUACUCCUGCCACCUGCACCACCACUACUGCGGCCUGCACGAACGCCGCGUCUUCCACCUGACGGUCGCCGAACCCCACGCGGAGCCGCCCCCCCGGGGCUCUCCGGGCAACGGCUCUAGCCACAGCGGCGCCCCAGGCCCAGACCCCACGCUGGCACGCGGCCACAACGUCAUCAACGUCAUCGUCCCCGAGAGCCGAGCCCACUUCUUCCAGCAGCUGGGCUACGUGCUGGCCACGCUGCUGCUCUUCAUCCUGCUGCUGGUCACUGUCCUCCUGGCCGCCCGCAGGCGCCGCGGAGGCUACGAAUACUCGGACCAGAAAUCUGGAAAGUCAAAGGGAAAGGAUGUGAAGUUGGCGGAGUUUGCUGUGGCUGCAGGGGACCAGAUGCUUUACAGGAGUGAGGACAUCCAGCUAGGUGAGGCAGUGCUGGGACACGGGGGCACAGGCAUGGCUACCAGGCCCGGGCUGGGAAGUGCAUCCUGGGAGGGGGGACCUCAGCCUGCUCUCCUCUCACAGAUUACAAAAACAACAUCCUGAAGGAGAGGGCGGAGCUGGCCCACAGCGCCCUGCCUGCCAAGUACAUCGACCUAGACAAAGGUGAGCGGCGGGGGUGACCUCAGCCCAUCUCAGAGCCCUGCCUGUUGCCAUUCCACCUCACCUGGGACAGCCAAGGGCAGGCACCAGCCAGGCCCGGGGCCCCUGCCACCUCAGGCUCAGAAAUCCCUGGGGAGUCCUGCUGGGGGUCUGCCCUGCAUCUCCCACUGUGAUGAGGGUGGAGAACAGACGCCGACCCGUUGGCGCCCUUGGUUUCCAGGGUUCCGGAAGGAGAACUGCAAAUAGGGAGGCCCUGGGCUCCUGGCUGGGCCAGCAGCUGCACCUCUCCUGUCUGUGCCCCUCGGGGCGUCUCCUGAUGCUCCCAGGCUCACCCCCACUUCCAGCGGCCGGUCCCGCUUUCCUGGAAUUUGGCCUGGGCGUAUGCAGAGGCCGCUCGCACACCCCUCUCCCAGGGGCUUGGUGGCAGUAUAGCCCCCACCCCUUCGGCCUUUGCUCAUGGGUGGCCCUGCCCACCCCGGCACAACCAAAAUCCCACUGAUGCCCAUCAUGCCCUCAGAUCCUUCUGGGCUCUGCCCGCUGGGGGCUUGAAGACAUUCCUGGAGGACACUCCCAUCAGAACCUGGCAGCCCCAAAACUGGGGUCAGCCUCAGGGCAGGAGUCCCAGUCCUCCUGGGCUCUGCUUGUUGGGGGCUGGGAGACAUUCCCGGAGGAGGACACUCCCGUCAGAACUUGGCAGCCUUGAGGGUGGGGUCAGCCUCAGGGCAGGAGUCCCACUCCUCCUGGGGUGCUGCCCGCCGCCGAGAGCUCCCGAGGGCUCCUCCGCCUGUACCACCAUGCAGGACUCCAGGCACCAUCUGUUCUCCCCAGGGACCUGGUGACUUGGUGAAUGCCAGCCCUUGCUCCUCUGUGCUGUUUUGGGCCACCUGGGGCUGCACCCCCUGCCCUUUCUCUGCUCCAUCCCUACCCUAGCCUUGCUCUCAGCCACCUUGACAGUCACUGGACUCCCUGUGACUUCCGACCCUGACACCCCUCCCUUGCACUCUGCCUGGGCUGGAGUCUAGGGCUGGGGCUACAUUUGGUUUCUGUACUGGCUGAGGACAGGGGAGGGAGUGAAGGUGGUUUGGGGUGGCCUGUGUUGCCACUCUCAGCACCCCACAUUUGCAUCUGCUGGUGAACCUCCCACCAUCACAAUAAAGUUCCCAUCUGAUUUUUA
Pongo pygmaeus (Bornean orangutan) is the source of this 3887-nucleotide messenger RNA. It is a transcript of the gene MXRA8, whose product is annotated as matrix remodeling associated 8. The transcript has 8 exons. Gene Ontology annotation, cellular component: cell surface; membrane. Gene Ontology annotation, biological process: cell adhesion; cell differentiation. Bases 1313 to 2656 code for a protein of 447 amino acids. NCBI's taxonomy places the organism in Eukaryota, Metazoa, Chordata, Mammalia, Primates, Hominidae. The record is from RefSeq and is a predicted model, not a curated record.